ACUUGAAUUUAGACACUCAACUUAACAGUUUGGUUUCAAUUCGUUCGAGAAAUGUGUUCCGGUAAAGUAAAAGCAUUAUUGGUCGUGUUUAGCAUGGUCAUGCUGGUGGAUUCGCUCACGAUUCAAGAGCUACGGCUGGCGAUCCUUAAACAGCGUCUAGCUGCACGUUACGGGACAACAACGACAACGGCAGCAGCAACGACAACAACGGCUGCAGCAACAACAACUGAAGGGAGUACUACCGAGUCCAAAUCAACAACAACAACCACAGAGAGCGAAACUGAAGCGGCUACAACAUCCACCACUGUUGCAGCAUCCGACGGCACUACGACAACUGCUGCAACCACCACGGCCAGUGAAGCUGAGCUCAGGGCUCAAUACCGCGAUCAGGUUCGCCAGCAAGCGAUACAGAAAGUCUUGGAGCGAGCACAGGGUUGACAGUUUAGAUGGUUUCGAUCAGUUCUCACAUAAAGUUAUACUAAAUUCGAUUGGUUUUUUUCUUUCGUGACACGGUUUGAUAAAUGAAUGUGAAUCCCCUGAAAAUCGGAACGGUAGCUAAACGUGCCCUGGAGCGGGACCUUGUGCGAGGCUCAGUAGCGCCCAUCCUGGCAACUUGUAGCGCAAAUUGAAUGCCGAACCAAACCAAGACGCAAGAAUAAAUCGUAUCGUUCAUCCUCGUCUAAGGAAGUCGGCCAACGAAGCGGUCGGUUAGCGCUCUCGUUGCGGUGUGUAAAAAUGGUCCCAUGGAAACGAUUAUGAAGCAAACAAUAAACCCUUCCAGUGUCCCUUAUUGCGCCUCCUUUCUUUCGAGUGAGCGGGAACGGACAACCGCAGAUAAAAAAGAAUACACCGAUCGACCGGUGACUGGCGCUGCGGAAAGCGGUCCGGGCGCAGUGCAGGCAAUAAAACACACCGAAGUGAAUUUUAAUGAAUAUUAUUUAUGCGCGCUGUUUUUAUUUAUAUACAUUUUAAACACGGAAAUCAACA
Messenger RNA from Anopheles cruzii, 987 nucleotides. RefSeq lists its product as uncharacterized. The coding region runs from base 52 to 438 and encodes 128 amino acids. The record is from RefSeq and is a predicted model, not a curated record. The transcript is spliced from 2 exons. NCBI's taxonomy places the organism in Eukaryota, Metazoa, Arthropoda, Insecta, Diptera, Culicidae.